UGGUUGCAACACUCUCAGUCAGACUCUAGUCGCUUUGCCGCUUGGAUCAGGCGUGUCGCGCCGGCAAACGGAGAGGGCGAGAGAGGCAAGUCACCCCGACAUGUGGAGUGAGUGUGUGUAGUGACAUAACAGUGCAGUUGCAGUCCAAACAAUAAUAGCGUGGAAGUGCUUAGCAAUGGAUACCAAAAGCUCGAUCUGUUCACACGAGUGGCACAUCCCGCGGCCGUCGCUGUCCGGCAGCAGCGACUCGCGUUCGCGCGGCGGCUCCGCCUCCAGUCAAGGCUCUUCCAGCAACCACAGCACCCACAGCGUGUCAUCGGGUUCGCUACUGUUAAGCGCUGCGCACCUCGCUCGCAUACACGGAAGAACUACGGAGCAGCCCCACCCCCCAAGAUUGGGCAACAGCCGCAUAUCUAACUACGAGACUGCCGUGGUCACAAUUCCCGAAGAAACGAAAGAUUCAGACUUACAAAGUAAUUACUGGAAGGACGUGAAGCGAGCGCCAGAGGCGGACACGGCGUCUAUAGCCAGCUCAACCCAUUUUACGGUCGUGAAUGGGUUCACGAAGCACCGAACUACGAAGGAACCAAAGUCCUGCUGCUGCAGCCAUUCGCACCAGAUUACUGUCCUCGUCAUAUCGAUGACGAUUCUGUUCUCUGCGUGCAUUCUCGCGGCUAUAUGUUUUGUUGAAAUGAGAAUGCGGAAAGAGACCGGCAUGUACAAGUACUCUUAGAAGAAAUCUUAACCUUAAGAUUCUGAAGCUGCACAAUAUUGACUGCUUAAUCUUCGAUUAAUCUAACUUGCAACGUGAACUUUAUCUCCUACGGAUCAAAUGUGUUUUUGCAAGAAAACAAUUGAGGUAGCCAGUAAUAAAGUCAGUAGCGGAUCUGCAGCGCGUCAUAGUAUUAUAAAUGUAAUGUAUAGGUACUUAACAGUAAAGUCACUA
This is a messenger RNA of Cydia amplana, 946 nucleotides long. RefSeq lists its product as uncharacterized. NCBI's taxonomy places the organism in Eukaryota, Metazoa, Arthropoda, Insecta, Lepidoptera, Tortricidae. The coding region runs from base 176 to 733 and encodes 185 amino acids. The transcript has 4 exons. The record is from RefSeq and is a predicted model, not a curated record.